Penicillium brevicompactum is the source of this 1302-nucleotide messenger RNA. RefSeq names its product putative extracellular exo-polygalacturonase. The transcript has 8 exons. Bases 1 to 1302 code for a protein of 433 amino acids. The record is from RefSeq and is a predicted model, not a curated record. Gene Ontology annotation, molecular function: polygalacturonase activity. Lineage: Eukaryota; Fungi; Ascomycota; Eurotiomycetes; Eurotiales; Aspergillaceae. Gene Ontology annotation, biological process: carbohydrate metabolic process.
AUGAAGAUAACGACUAGUCUCACACAAGCAUUGGGCUUGCUGGUCUCCCUCGGUGCAUCCGUUGAAGCCAAAAAUACUUACUCCCGGACCGAUGCAUGCCAUCCAAACCACCCAUUCAAGCCUCUUCCUGCCAGCCAUCCCAGAACUCGCACCUGUCAUGUUGCCAACCACGGACAUGGCAAAGACGACUCAGCCAAUGUCCUUUCAGCACUGAAGAAGUGCAACAAUGGCGGAAAGGUCAUUUUCGAUGCUGACAAGACAUACACGAUUGGAAAGGCACUCGACAUGACUUUCCUCAAGCAUGUGGACUUGGAAAUCCAAGGCCAUGUCCAAUUCUCAAACGAUACGGAUUAUUGGCAGGCAAAUGCAUUCAAGCAGAUUUACCAGAACGCAACGACGUUCUUCCAGAUUGGCGGUGAAGAUGUCAACGUGUACGGCGAGGGCUCUCUUGAUGGCAAUGGACAGGUCUGGUAUGAUCUAUAUGCGAAAGAUGCUCUGAUCUUGCGACCCAUCUUGGUUGGUAUCAUUGGACUCAACGGCGGUACUAUCGGACCUCUUAACCUCCGGUACUCGCCUCAGUGGUAUCAAUUCGUGGCCAACUCGUCUGAUGUUCUUUUCGAUGGCAUUGAUAUCACUGGAUUCAGCAGCAGUUCUAAUGUGGCCAAGAACACCGAUGGAUGGGAUGUCUAUCGAUCGUCCAACAUUGUCAUCCAGAACUCUGUGAUCAACAACGGCGAUGAUUGUGUUUCAUUCAAGCCUAACGUGACUGACAUCCUGGUCCAGAACCUGCACUGCAAUGGCUCCCACGGUAUUUCAGUGGGCUCUUUGGGUCAAUAUCCUGGUGAGGUUGAUCUCGUGCAGAAUGUUCUGGUGUACAACGUCUCGAUGUUCAACGCAUCGGAUGGCGCCCGUAUCAAGGUCUGGCCGGGUAUCUCCUCCGCACUGUCCACUGAUCUCCAAGGUGGCGGUGGAUCCGGCCUGGUGAAAAAUAUCACUUACGAUGGAAUGACCAUUGACAACGUUGACUAUGCCAUUGAGGUCACUCAGUGCUACGGCCAGAAGAACUUGACCCUUUGUAACGAGUACCCUAGCAACCUCGCCAUCGAGGACGUCUAUUUCAAGAACUUCAAGGGCGUGACCUCCGGCAAAUAUGACCCUAAAGUCGGGACAAUUGUCUGCUCUAGCCCAGACGUUUGCUCCAAUAUUAACGCCAGUGACAUUGACAUCACGAGUCCUGACGGCGACGACCAAUUUACUUGCACCAAUGUCGAUGAUACUCUCUUGGAUGUUAAUUGUGUUUAA